Aphis gossypii (cotton aphid) is the source of this 955-nucleotide messenger RNA. RefSeq names its product mutS protein homolog 4-like. Lineage: Eukaryota; Metazoa; Arthropoda; Insecta; Hemiptera; Aphididae. The transcript is spliced from 5 exons. Gene Ontology annotation, cellular component: nucleus. The record is from RefSeq and is a predicted model, not a curated record. Gene Ontology annotation, biological process: reciprocal meiotic recombination; mismatch repair. The coding region runs from base 245 to 955 and encodes 236 amino acids. Gene Ontology annotation, molecular function: mismatched DNA binding; ATP binding; ATP-dependent DNA damage sensor activity.
ACUGAAGGUAGAGGUUCCGCUCAAGGUGAAAUCGGAUUAGCAGCAAUUGAUUUAAAAAGACCAGUAUUGAUCUUAUGCCAAAUUAGUGAUACUCAAACGUAUAUGAAUACAAUAAAUAAAAUAAAUAUUCUAAAUCCCGCUGAGGUAUAUAUUUUUUAAAAGUUGUAACUAGUUGAUUAAAUAAGUAGGUACAUGGUAUUUUUUGUGUUUACGUUUUUGAAAGAUUUUAGUCCCAAAUACAUUUAUGGAUCAGAUACAAGGUACAUUGUUGUACAAUACCAUUAAAAAUCAGUUUCCAUUAAGCGCUAUACUUACUGCUUCUCGAAAACAUUUUUCUGAAAAUGAAGGUAAAAUAUACCUAAGAAAUAGUAUUAUACCAGAAUGUACUUCUACAUUAGAACAGGUGUUACCAAAAUUCUAUGCGGUUUCGGCUGCGGCAGCAUUAUUAAAACAUAUUGAGUUUAACCAUAAUGUGAUUUUUUCUUCGAAUACAUUACAAAUUGAGUAUGAAGGAGUUGAAAAAUCAAUGUUUGUUGAUGCAAAUACGGCGUCAAGAUUAGAAUUAGUAUUAAAUAGUUCAUUAAAUACGAAAAAUACAUUGUUUGAUGUCUUAAACCAGUGCUCUACUAUUGGAGGUCAAAGAAGACUUCGAUCUUCUAUACUGCAACCCUCUAGCGAUAUUUUGUUAAUACAUAAUCGCCAAGAAGCUGUAGAAGAAAUUUUAAGUAGCCCAGAACAAAAUUUUGUUUUACUUCGAAAUAUAAUCCAAAAGUUCACUGAUGUCGAACAGUUAUAUUGGUUGUGCACAAAAGUUUCUAAAAAUACUCAACAGCAAUCUAAAUUACAAGGAAACUAUACAUUGUUAUUAAAAACUACAUUAGAAGCAUUGCCAGCCCUUGUGGAUAUUUUAGAACCAUUCAAAUCUGAAUACAUUUCCUCUAUACGGAAGAAAUAA